Messenger RNA from Brassica napus (rape), 1341 nucleotides. RefSeq lists its product as uncharacterized. NCBI's taxonomy places the organism in Eukaryota, Viridiplantae, Streptophyta, Magnoliopsida, Brassicales, Brassicaceae. Bases 216 to 1046 code for a protein of 276 amino acids. The record is from RefSeq and is a predicted model, not a curated record. The transcript has 2 exons.
AUUCGGUUGGGCUCGGUUCGUAUUGUCAAUAAAAUGUAUAGGCCCUCUUUUGAUAACUUUACAAAUAUAAGGCCCAACGUUGUUGGGCUCGUGUUAUCUUAAUUACCUUUUGCGUCCUCCAAUUAAUAGAUAUUAGUAAUAAGUGCCCAUAAAUUCUGGGUGGCUUUGGAAAAACCCUAAACCCAGACAUCGUCUCUUUCGUUAGUGAAACAACAAUGUUUCGUCGUAGCUCUUGCAAGCUUUCACUUUGGGGAAAAAGAAGAUUCAGCAGCAAGUCGGAGGAGACGAUGAGCUAUUCAUUUACAGAGGCAUCUUGUAUGCAACAUUGGCGUAAAAACUGGGACCCCCAAAGAAAGAACCGAUUAACAUCGAGCACAUUCGCUCAAGCCAUCGGGUUCUGGCCAAACCGUAGAGUCCAGCUCUGGUUAGAGAAAAUCGGAGCGAUAGAGCCGUUUUCAGGCAACGCAGCCACGUGCUGGACCAAGAUCAAAGAGCUAGAAGCGCUCAACCGAUACCACGUUCUAACGGGACACGACUUUGUCUUUCCCGAGUUCGUUACUUUAACAGAAGACGAAAACUGGUUAGGAGCUUCUCCCGACGGAGACAUGUACGGUUUGGUCAGCGAGGGGUCGAAAGGUAUGCUGGAAGUUAAGUGUCCGUACGGAGAGGGUUACCCGUGGAAGAAAGUGCCGUGGCAUUACGUGCCGCAGGCUCAGGGUUUGAUGGAGAUUGUGGGGAGAGAUUGGUUGGAUUUGUAUUGUUGGACUGUUAACGGGAGUAGUUUGUUUAGGAUUGAGAGAGAUUGUGUGUUUUGGCGGGAGAUGAAACCGACGCUUGUUGAUUUUUGGGAGAGGCAUGUGGUUCCCGGGAGAGACAGGUUUUGUGAUAGCUCUCUUGUGAUAACAGAUCCUUUGGUGGAGCUGGUGGAGUUUGUGCCUGAGUCUAGACAUGAACGGUGUAAUCAGAUUUUGCGUGGGACUGAGAGGGUUAUGGAUAACUCUUGUAAGCGUUUGUUUUAUGAAAUUAAUGGCCAAAUCUUAGACUGACGCCAAACUCUCUCUGUUACUUCAACUGUAUUCAGUGUAUCUAACUUGUUCAUUCACUAAUCAAUUUAAUUUGUUUUAUAAACAAUAAAACGUAUAAAGACACUCAUGAUCUUUGAAAGGUACUAGUUGGUUUUUUGAAAGGUAUUAGUUGGUUUUCCUGCACAGAAAUAAAAUUUUCAAAAUAAUUAUAUAUAAAAAAUAUAAAUAUAAAUUUCAUUUUAUCGAUUUAAAAAUAAAAAGAAAAUCGUGAAUAAUUAUUUAUUAUUUUUUUCAUUUGACUUAACAAUAUUUUAAU